This is a messenger RNA of Calypte anna (Anna's hummingbird), 576 nucleotides long. RefSeq names its product gastrokine 2 (gene GKN2). The transcript has 6 exons. Lineage: Eukaryota; Metazoa; Chordata; Aves; Apodiformes; Trochilidae. The record is from RefSeq and is a predicted model, not a curated record. Bases 34 to 576 code for a protein of 180 amino acids. Gene Ontology annotation, biological process: regulation of cell population proliferation.
UUCUGCAGCCUGUUGGUCUUAUCUGAAAGAAAAAUGAACGGAUUUGCUGCAGUUCUUUUUUUGCUGGGAGUCUUUUGGGCUCAGGCUUCUGCACUGGAAACCUUUGUCCUGCAAGAACCUGGCAGUAACUAUGUCACUGGAACCAUGACCAUCCACAGUGACAAGCACAUCGUUGAUGUCCAUGUCCGUUCUGGGGUGUACUCCUCUGACACCAUUUUUGACUAUGCACGUGGUUAUAUUGCUACACGGUUAUUCAUACGAAAUGCCUGCUUUAUCAUUAAAAUAGACAAGGAAUUCAUCCCAGAGCUGGAAGAACUUGGACGCCUGGCUUUUGAAAGAAAGACAAUGAGGACUGUAUAUUCUCCAAACAACGUGUGGGUGCAGUUUCAAUCUGGCAAUUCCAGGCUAGGGCAUUUCAAAGAUUGGCUUCUCUACGGUAAAGCCAUUGAACGCCUCUGCUCGGGGCUGCCUCUCUACCAGCUGGAAAAGACUCAGCCACAACCAGAUUUUCACAGCUGUGCCAGAGCAGGAAUUCCAAGCAUUUUGGGCCUGAAUGUCUGUGAAAGAGCUGCAUAG